CCUCGGGAGACCUCUAUUAGCUAAAGAGUGAAAGUGGCUUAGCCAAUGUCGCAAAAGUUACAUGUACAGAUGUCUGUCCAAUGCAAUCCAUUCUCACUUACCAUGCUGCUAUACAUAGCCUAUAUUUUUACAGUAUAUGCCGUCUGCUUCUUCACAUGUUAUACUUGGAGGUCUUUCUGUAUUCCAAAUCCAAAAAUUCAUACCUAAAAUAUGGAAACAAACUACCAAACUGAUCCGAGAAAAAUUCCCAGUUGAGGAUGAAUCUAUGAUAGAUAACCUUAUUAAGUGUCUUAAAGAAUUUGUUAGCCAAAAUCGCUUGUCAAAAGCAUUUGAGACAUUUUCUCACAUUCAGCUCCAUGGCUCAUCUAGCACUUCUCAUGACCUUUUAUUGGAUCCCAUAUCUUCUCUUCUAUUAUCAUGUAUCAAUAUCAAGGCACUACAACCAGGUAAACAACUUCACACUAAGACUAUUUCUUUGGGGUUGGAACAACACCCAGUUUUGGUUCCCAAGCUUAUUACCUUUUAUUCAACAUUUAAUCUCCUGGAUGAGGUUCGAACAGUUACCGAGAAUACAAAUAGUUUGCACCCACUUCCCUGGAAUAUGCUCAUCUCUUUGUACGUUAGAAAUGGGCUUUUCACCGAGGCUCUUGCCACAUAUAAGCAAAUGGCGACUAAGGGGAUCAGACCUGACAGUUUCACUUACCCAUCUGUUCUCAAGGCUUGUGGUGAAAGUUUAGAUUUGGCUUUUGGGACGGCACUGCACGAGUCCAUAAAAACAAAUCAUCAUGAAUGGAACUUGUAUGUCCAUAAUGCAUUGAUCUCCAUGUAUGGGAAAUUUGGUAAGAUGGAUGUUGCUCGUCAAUUGUUUGAUAAAAUGCCAGAAAGGGAUGCUGUUUCUUGGAAUACAAUGAUUAGCUGUUAUGCCUCCAAGGGCAUGUGGGGGGAAGCAUUUCAUUUAUUUGAAAAAAUGAAGACUGCGGGUACUGAAGUGAGUUUUAUAACAUGGAAUACUAUAGCUGGAGGUUGCCUGAAUACAGGCAAUUAUAGAGGUGCACUGGAGUUGCUUUCUCAGAUGGCAACUUGUGACACACACUUAGAUUCAGUGGCAAUGAUUAUUGGCUUGGGUGCAUGUGCUCAUAUUGGGGCCAUUAAAUUGGGGAAAGAAAUUCAUGCUUUUGCAAUUCGCAGUUAUCAUGAGAGGUCUAAUAAUGUUAGAAAUGCACUGAUCACUAUGUACUCCAGGUGCAACGACCACAAGAGUGCCCAUAUUGUGUUUAAGUUGACAGAAGCGAUGACUAUAAUUACUUGGAAUUCAAUGCUUUCGGGUUAUACCCGCAUGGAUCUAUUAGCAGAAGCAUCUUUUCUUUUUAGAGAGAUGUUACUAUCAGGGAUCAAACCAAAUUAUGUGACAAUUGCCAGCAUUCUGCCUCUUUGUGCUAGAGUCGCAAACCUACAGCAUGGUAAAGAGUUCCACUGCUAUAUUCUGAGGCAUCAAGAGUUUCAGGACUAUUUAUUACUGUGGAAUGCUCUCAUUGACAUGUAUGCACGAUCAGGAAAAGUUAUAACAGCCAAGAGAGUUUUUGAUUUAAUGACCAAGAGGGAUGAAGUGACUUAUACCUCCUUGAUAGCAGGAUAUGGGAUCCAGGGGGAAGGGCGAAUUGCACUUGACCUGUUUGACGAGAUGAUCAAGCUCCAGAUCAAGCCAGACCAUGUAACGAUGGUUGCAGUUUUAUCAGCCUGUAGCCAUUCGGGUCUAGUGGAUGAAGGCAAAAUGCUAUUUGAGAAGAUGCAAUGCAUCUACGGAAUCAUUCCCCAGUUGGAACACUUCGCUUGCAUGGCUGAUCUCUAUGGAAGAGCUGGUUUGUUGAGUAGAGCAAAGGAGGUCAUCAGAAAGAUGCCUUACAAGCCAACCCCUGCCAUGUGGGCCACUCUGUUAGGAGCCUGUUGUAUCCACAGGAACACAGACAUAGGCGAAUGGGCAGCUGAGAUCUAUUGCUACAAAGCCCGAACAUUCAGUACUAUGUGUGAUUGCUACAUGUAUGCCGCUAUCUACUUAUUUAGUUAUAAACAGAAGAUGGUGGCUUCCUCUUGGCCUGGAACUCCAGAGCUCAAGGAAGCCUUUGAAGGUGUUGGGGAGCUUCUUGAUGAUGCAGUAACAUCAAAAGGUGAUUUGAAAGCUAUCAUCGUCUAUGAUGAGCUUGAUAAUGGAGACGUGAUAAGUGAGGGCUCAAAAGAGGUGCUAACUGAUUUGGAAAUUGAUACGGCUGCAUCAAGAGAUCAGGGAUGGACGUACAUCAGUUUAGAGGCUUUUUAUAGACCAGAAUGA
Messenger RNA from Carica papaya (papaya), 2326 nucleotides. Lineage: Eukaryota; Viridiplantae; Streptophyta; Magnoliopsida; Brassicales; Caricaceae. The record is from RefSeq and is a predicted model, not a curated record.